AUGGAGUCUGCUGUUAGUUCACAUGUUUCUGAGGAACAGAUCAACAUUUCUGGUAUGCCCAUUUGGGCACAGGCAGCUUUCAGGGAUAGGACACAAUUGAACAGUGUGCCGAGCAAGGUUUACAAAGUUUCACUUUUUAAUCGGGAUAACGUUUUGGUUCGUGUGCCAAUUGAGCAUUCAACACCUGAAGUAGCCCGUCUUACAAUACUCGAGUGGAUAAGCGGCACAAAUAUACUCAUGAUGGUUCUAAUGUUCCUUAUAAAAUUCUCUAUUUUGCACGCACUGAAGCUUCUGUGGUAA
Lathyrus sativus (Indian pea) is the source of this 300-nucleotide messenger RNA. NCBI's taxonomy places the organism in Eukaryota, Viridiplantae, Streptophyta, Magnoliopsida, Fabales, Fabaceae. The record is from the annotation of a GenBank genome assembly.